Pisolithus orientalis is the source of this 4053-nucleotide messenger RNA. Its product is annotated as non-SMC mitotic condensation complex subunit 1-domain-containing protein. Lineage: Eukaryota; Fungi; Basidiomycota; Agaricomycetes; Boletales; Pisolithaceae. Gene Ontology annotation, molecular function: histone binding. The transcript is spliced from 22 exons. The record is from RefSeq and is a predicted model, not a curated record. Gene Ontology annotation, cellular component: nucleus; condensed chromosome, centromeric region. Bases 54 to 4004 code for a protein of 1316 amino acids. Gene Ontology annotation, biological process: mitotic cell cycle; meiotic chromosome condensation; mitotic chromosome condensation.
ACCGCGUCUUGUCGCUGACGGCGGGCAGAGUGACUGAGUCGUAUACAACCACCAUGGGCUCCACAUUUGAGCUGCAAGAUGAGCUCCAGGCGUUUCAAGACCCGUCAUCAUACGAGAUUCCAAACGAACACGAUCUUCACGACAACGAUGCUGCUGAACUGCUUCAACGUGCUGUUGGCAGCAUCGCACACUCUUCUGAUGAGAUUAACGAUCCUGAGAUAUUUGAUAUCUUUCGAAGCUUGCUGAAACAUGCCGAUGCGGUGCCUGGGCCGUGCAUGAGCAAACUGCUGGACUCCAUUGCAUCAGGCUUCAGCACCGAGACUAGACGCGGCAUUCCCAAGCGGUCACUGGCACACAAGACUCCGCUCGAGAUGUACGCGUUUCUCCUCAACUGGUUCGCGGCUGCAGCAGACAAGGUGAAGUCGCCUGGAGAAGGCGAACUCACGCCACAGCCCAAGGCUCGUCGCGGAAGGGGAGGUAGAGCAGGUGGAUCUCGUGCACUUGCCAAGAAAGUGGAGGAGUGGACAUGGGCAAUGAAACUCAAGACGCAUCGCAUAUGGGUGACGACUCCAGAACGAGAUGCGUUUAUCACAUGCUUGACCCGUCCCGCAUAUCAUAUUGCUGAGAACGAACAAUACAUGAAAGUGAACAACGUCAAGGUCAAUGUGUACAAGGUUAUAUGUGUUGCUGUCAAGCACCACGGACACGCCCUUGCAGCUCAGAUCAAUAUCAUGCAAGCAUUACAAUACCAUGAACACCUUUCGGAACCUAUGGCUGAGUGCCUUUCUCACCUUGCAAAGCAUUUCGACCACGCUCAGCUCGGAGAGGAGAUCUUGCGCGAAAUUGCAGGAAAGACUUUUAACUGCCCAGGACACGAAAGGUCCCCGAGCUUCUGUGAAGAGUCACCUAGAUCAGUGCUCAAGCAGAUCAGCGUCCUACUCGGACACUUGGAUUCAGAGUCGUAUCCAAUGCGCAUGGCAAUGGUGGAACUAUCGAGUGCCGAAGAUAACAAUGAUACAACGCAGACCCACAAACAAAUUGUCGGAUUUUUUGAACUCCUUCUAUCCCGAACCCUCGACCUGUCCUCUUAUGUGCGCUCCAAGGUUCUUGCCACGCUAUCAAGGCUUUGCGACCUGCGUGUCCCGUUCCCUAAACAACGUUUGGAAAUAACGAAACACGCAGUUGCGAUGUUGGAGGACAAAGCCUCCACAGUUCGCAAAGCUGCGGUUGCUCUGCUUACGAAACUUAUAAUGACGCAUCCUUGGGGGCUCAUGCACGGUGGGCCUCUGAACCUGGAAAAGUGGGAGGGGUAUUACAAGGAGGUGAAAGAGAAGCUGGACAAGUUGGAAGAAGCGGUGGGUAAGGCCGUGGAGCGGGGAGAUGAAGACGGGGAUGACAUAAAAGGUGGAAAAGAAGACGAUGACGAUGAGGAAAGCGAAGAAGAAACCGGCGACGGAGACGAGGAAGCUGAAAGGGGUAAAAGCAGGAACGCAAUAAAUGACGAUGAAAUGGACGUGGACAGUGAAUUGCACAACGCAGAGGACGCGAAUAUGGGUGACGAGGGAGACAGCAAAAGACCCAAAAAGGGAAAGGGCAAAAAGGCGAAAAAGUCACGGAAAUCUGUGGUAGACGAGGUCGUCAUUGCAUCGGAGCAGGAAGCCCUCGCGGCAUUGGAGUCCAAUGAAGCGCUCUAUCUCAGACUGCGCAAGAAAUACUACACUGAAGCACUCGUAUUCAUCCGGAUGAUCGAGGGGUCUAUGGAAGUAAUCACUCAGUUACUCGCCAGUACUAACAAAGCAGAAGUGCUCGAGGCCAUGGAGUUCUUCAGAGUAGCCCAUGUGUAUGAGUUUGACGGGGCUGGGGUUGGUAUCAAGCGCAUGCUGCACCUUAUCUGGAUGGCAAAGAAGCUCAAGGGUGUCCGUUCGCGCCUUCUGGAGUGCUACCGGAAUUUGUACUUCGAUCCUCUCCCAGACAUGGAACCAAAACAGCAAGUAAACAGAAUUGCGAAAAACAUGAUCGAGUUGACCUAUGAUGCCUCGCUAGCCGAGCUAACCAGUCUAGAAGAGAUGAUGAAGACUAUGAUGGAAGAAGACCAGGUCCACCAUGAUAUUAUUAACAAGCUCUGGCAGGUUUACAGUUCGACGAAAUCUCUACCGGCUUAUCAGCGCCGAGGCGCCGUUAUCAUCCUAGGGAUGCUAGCGUUGGCGAAGCGUAGCAUCGUGGAAGAAAAGGUUGAUAUUUUGCUGAAAAUUGGACUAGGCAAACUUGGCAAAAGUGAUCUUAUGCUGGCGCGAUAUACUUGUGUUGUCCUGCAACGUCUCAAUGGCAGUGCGAAGAAAGUGAAAGGUGUGUUCGAGUGGGAUCUCUCCUGCAACAAAACUCUUCGUCUGGAGAUGAAUAAUGCAAUCUUCCGGAAGCUUCAAGAAGCCAUCGAGCAUCCUUGUCGGUCCAAAGAUUGGUUUGGAAUGGCCGAACAAGUGAUAAACACCAUAUAUGCCCUUGGGGAGCAACCAGGUGAACUAUGUGGCAGGAUUAUUAAGAACCUUGCGCAGCGUGCAUUUGCUCGCAGACCACAAGCUCAAGAAGAGUCUACAUCUGUCCCAGCGGAUCCGGAUGCGAUGGACCAGGAUACUGAGACAGGAAGUGUUUCAUAUGCUCCUGCAUCUCAAAGUUCUUCCGCCACGCAAAGUGCAAGACAGCGGAGCGGAGAUCAAGCUGAGAAGGACUUGGGGGAUGCUUUCCAGCUCAGUCAACUUUUAUUCGUAGUUGGCCAUGUCGCAAUUAAACACAUUGUCUUUCUCGAACUCGUUGAGCGGGAGUGGAAACGCCAGAAGGACGAGAAGGACCUGGCGGAGAAACUUGCUGCAGGUGUUAAUUCGCCAAACAAGGCAUCAAAAGAGACUGAGGAACUAGAUCAAGUAGCCGGAAAUGUAGAAGAUGAGAUUGGUGAUCGGAUAGCUGCAGUACGAGAAACCGAACUCCUGUAUGGACCUCAGUCGUUGCUAGCUGUCUUCGGACCGAUGCUUGUUCACGUCUGCGGCAGCCCUCACAAAUUCAAGAAUCGAACGCUCCGCGCUGCUGCGACGCUGUCGUUCGCUAAAUUCCUCUGCGUCAGUUCACAAUUCUGCGACCGCCAUCAUCAUCUCCUGUUCAAGAUUCUCGAGACUUCAAAGGACCCUGACAUAAGGGGCAACAUCGUGAUCGCGCUGGGUGAUGUAGCCGUGUCGUUCAGCAAUAUCAUUGACGAAAACAGCAACGAGUUGUACAAGGGUCUUUCGGACGAUGACUUGGUUGUUAAGAAGAACACACUGAUGGUGCUCACUCACUUGAUUCUGAACGGCAUGAUCAAGGUCAAGGGACAACUCGGCGAGAUGGCUAAAUGCUUGGAAGAUGAAGACCCACGGAUUUCUGAUCUGGCGAAACUUUUCUUCACGGAGUUGUCGACUAAAGACAAUGCUAUCUAUAACAACUUGCCCGACGUCAUAAGCCAUCUUUCAACAGGUGAACACGGUGUAAGCGAAGACAUAUUCCAGAACACUAUGCGGUACAUUUUCACCUUCGUCGAAAAGGAAAAACAAGCAGAAAAUAUCGUUGAGAAACUCUGCCAACGCUUCCGCUUCUCGGAAGACCCUAGGCAAUGGCGAGACAUCGCAUUCUGCCUGUCUCUGCUUCCGUUCAAGUCCGAGAAAUCUGUUAAGAAGCUUAUAGAAGGGCUUCAGUUUUAUCAGGACAAAUUGCACGAGCAGAAAGUCUAUGACCGUUUUGCGGAGAUCCUCACAAAGGCCACCAACAAGCCAGAUACAGAGCUCGAUGAAUUCGAAUCAAUUCUUAACGAGCACAAACGACAAGGCGAAGAAGAUCUCGCUUUUGAGAAGCGCGUGCAAGGCAAGAAAGCCGCUGCUAAGAAGAAAGCUACUCGACGCUCCACACGCAAGAAAACUCAAGAAGCUGAACCUGAAACCCGCCGGGCUCAAGCUGAUGAUAACGAUAAUAUGUAUGUUUAAGGCAUUGCUUUCUCAUGUAAAUGUACCAGCACAUGUUAUAAUCUAAUAG